Parasteatoda tepidariorum (common house spider) is the source of this 1249-nucleotide messenger RNA. RefSeq names its product SPARC. Gene Ontology annotation, molecular function: calcium ion binding; protein binding; collagen binding. The record is from RefSeq and is a predicted model, not a curated record. Gene Ontology annotation, biological process: anatomical structure development. NCBI's taxonomy places the organism in Eukaryota, Metazoa, Arthropoda, Arachnida, Araneae, Theridiidae.
CUAAAGGAUUUUCCAUCAUGAAUACCUUGAAGAGUCCUAACAGUGGUUAGAAAAUACCAGCGUCUGCUCUCUGGCUGUCAUCCUCUAUUUUAAGACUUCCGGAACAGAUUGCUUAAACAAUGCACCUGUAUAAAAUUUUCAUAUUGCUUCUGAUAGUUGGAAUUGCUGCAUCUAAAAAGGUCAAUCGAAGAAAAGAAAAAAAGCAUCUACUCAAAGAAACGACUCCGGCUGAGAAGGAUCUUCUAGAUUUUUUGAACGAUGACGAAAUCGAUGAAGAAAAGAAAAAGAAAUCUUUAGAAAAUGAAAUAGAGCUGGACAAAUUCGACAACAAUGAAGGUGGAUACGUAGAAGAUCCAUGUGCCAAACACAAAUGCGGACCAGGAAAAGUGUGUGAAAUGGAUUCGGAUGGAAUAGCCCAGUGCAACUGCAUCAAGAAAUGCCCCGACGCAUCCGAUUUCAGAAGAAAAGUGUGCAGCAAUCACAAUGAAACAUGGGAUAGUGAUUGUGAAUUAUAUCAGAUGAGGUGUUUCUGUACAGAGGGAAUGGAUGGCUGCAAGUUCAACAAAUACAAACAUGUUCAUGUCGAUUAUUAUGGUCCUUGCAAAGAUAUUGGUAAAUGUACUGCUGAUGAAUUAGAAGACUUUCCAAGACGCAUGCGAGAUUGGCUUUUUAACGUCAUGCAAGAACUGGCUCGCAGAGAAGAAUUGCAUGGCACAACAUUAAAACUCGAACAAGAGGCUGAAAAAUCACACGACAGGAAGUGGGUCAAUGCUGUUAUCUGGAAGUUCUGUGAUCUAGACGUACAUCCUCAUGACAGGCAUGUUUCAAGACAUGAGCUUUUUCCAAUCCGAGCACCCCUCAUGGCCAUGGAACACUGUGUCGCUCCAUUCUUGGACAGUUGCGAUGUAAAUGAUGACCACAAAAUCUCUUUAUUUGAAUGGGGAAAUUGUCUUGGUCUUAAAGAAAAUGAAAUCAUAGACAAAUGUUCUAUAAUCCACCAAGAAUAAAUGAAGUGAAAAAAACAAUCAAAACCGCCAAGAUUUUGAGCUUAAUCUUUUCGUAUCAAAUUCAAAACUUAAGUGAUUACAUUUUAUUAACGUGUAAAAAUACAAUGCUUUGUGUAUUGAUAGAAAUUUAACACUUGUUUGUGAUACCUUUAUAUUAUUGCAUGCAAUCACUGCCACAUUACGAAUGACUGUUUGUGUAUGUAUUUUUCUUUUUAUUGUUUAAAAAUAAACAACUCUUUUCA